Messenger RNA from Puntigrus tetrazona (Sumatra barb), 1051 nucleotides. It is a transcript of the gene rabif, whose product is annotated as RAB interacting factor. The transcript has 3 exons. The coding region runs from base 254 to 652 and encodes 132 amino acids. Gene Ontology annotation, biological process: post-Golgi vesicle-mediated transport; small GTPase-mediated signal transduction. Lineage: Eukaryota; Metazoa; Chordata; Actinopteri; Cypriniformes; Cyprinidae. Gene Ontology annotation, molecular function: guanyl-nucleotide exchange factor activity; zinc ion binding. Gene Ontology annotation, cellular component: membrane; cytosol. The record is from RefSeq and is a predicted model, not a curated record.
UGUUAUUCUAAGCGGAACUUAGAAUUCGUCUCUUGUUUUCAACCGGUUGGUUUUAACGGUUGUGCAAAAAUUAGCAGUAGCCGCCAGUAGUCCGCUAGUAUUUUCCAACUAGUGACAAUUAUUGUGUUUAUACCCAAAUUAACAUAUUUAUAUUCUACAUUUCUAAAGCUAUAUUUGGGUAAUAGAUCUAUCUUAUACCGGAUCAGUUUUCCUCAUGAUCUGACUCGGAGCUUGAACGAAGUUGCAUACUAACAUGGAUGACAGCAAACAGACUUCCUCUCCCGAGGGAUCUGUAGACCCCUCUCUCGUGUCAGAAGAUGGUAAAAAUGUGAAAGCAGUGUUGUGCCAGAGAUGUGGCUCCAAAGUGCUCUGCCCAGGCAUGGCACAGUUUGCAGAAAAGGAGCUGUUUCUGCCUGCAAUGAGAAAGAAAACCUCAAUUGGUCAGUCAGACGGGACGUUGGAUGGAGACACAUUGACAUCUCACUGGCUGGUUGAUGACAUGUACACAUUUGAGAAUGUUGGCUUUACAAAAGAUGUAGGCAAAGUGAAGUACCUUAUUUGUGCUGAUUGUGAGAUCGGACCCAUUGGUUGGCAUUGCCUGGAUGACAAGAAGAGCUUCUAUGUGGCAUUGGACAGGGUGAACCACGAAUAGAGCAUGUGCUGAAGUCACUGUUUGGAAAAUUCUGCGAUUAUUUUGACUACAUAACACAAAUGGCUUUCAUAUUUUGUUCUUUUGGCAAAGUUCAGAUAAAUGUGGUUGGUUUUUGUAUAUUGUUUUUUAUUGUGGUGUUUUCAUUCUCACCAAACUGUAUGCUUACUUGUACUACUGCACCUGCCUAUCAUCAGUCUGCCAAAAAAAAGGGAGAUGAUCAUUUUAAACAUUCCUUAACACAAGUACUUUACAUUCUUCUUGUCUCUCCAUAUGUAACAAGUCAUUUUUGUGUAUAAAAAGAUUUAGAAGGAUGGUGCUUGUCAAAUAACAUUCAUCCUUGAUCAUUUCACCAUUUCAGCAAACAAUACUAAUUGAACCUAAAUAAAACUCUAAAUUGUU